Messenger RNA from Diaporthe amygdali, 1515 nucleotides. RefSeq lists its product as uncharacterized. Bases 1 to 1515 code for a protein of 504 amino acids. Gene Ontology annotation, molecular function: phosphatase activity. Gene Ontology annotation, biological process: DNA damage response. Lineage: Eukaryota; Fungi; Ascomycota; Sordariomycetes; Diaporthales; Diaporthaceae. Gene Ontology annotation, cellular component: nucleus; cytoplasm. The transcript is spliced from 3 exons. The record is from RefSeq and is a predicted model, not a curated record.
AUGUUUCUCCAGAUCGAUCCGUCCAUUCAGGUAUCGCACAGCGACAACCCGAAGUCGCUUGCGUAUCCGACCGCCAGAGCCCGUUGGCCUGCCAUCUUAAGAGGAUGCCUCGCCGAUGUUGAGGAUACCAGAUCGCAAUUUGAGCGCACCGUCGAGGAAGUCGAUGAUGGAGAAAAAAUCCUCUCUGAUAUCCGCCUAGUCCUGGAGCACAUGAACAAUGACAACCCCAUCGUCCCCAUCCUGGAGGAUGGCGGCUCAGACAUCGAGGCUUACAACGAUGAACUCGAGGCAAUUGGUCCCAUGACAUGGCACAGCUCUCCUGGGCUUUUCACCGAGGACUUCCUCUACAGACGGCUUCAGACGUGUUUCUCUCUUCGGAACACACCAUUCUGGAAAAAUCACGAUGUCUUCGCCCGCCAAAAGUCUCGCGCUUUCGUCAGCUCAACGGUCUCCGUCCUCGAGUUGGUCCAAUUCGUCAACUCAUCCCUGGACGCUGCAGCACGCGGCCAGUUGAACAACCGGAGUGACGCGAAAACCCUUCUUGAAGAAAUUUUGGAUAUUAGUCUCCGGGGAAACUCAGUGGAUCUGUUGCUUCGCGUACACCUCUCGGUCGAGGAGCUUCAAUCCAGGCAAGGGAAGACAGCGCGCCAGUCGUUCAAGCAGAACGUCGUCGAUGAUGACACAGACGAGGUCUGCGAGCUACUUGCUGGUCUCAAAUAUAAGAAGCGCCCUCGCGAGAUUCAUAUCGUUCUGGACAACGCUGGCUUCGAAUUUCUCGCCUAUUUGGUCUUGGUGACCUACUUGCUUGGCGCCGACUACGCCUCGACUGUGAUCCUUCACGGAAAGGCCUUUCCGUGGUUCGUUUCGAAUGUGACCUCGCGGGAUCUUGAGUUCACACUGUACACGUUGCGCGAGGCCUCGUUCAAUGGCGAGGUCCAAGGCGAGGGGGUGAGUGGACUCAAGACUUUCGGUGCCACGAUUAAGCAGCAUCUGGCUGCCGGUCGUCUUCGAUUCGAAGCGCAUCCCUUCUGGACAACCCAGCACUGCUACGCACGUAUGGCCGAGUAUGCGUCGGACCUUUGGAAUCAGCUAGCCGGCGGCGAGUUGGUGAUAUUCAAGGGCGAUUUGAACUACCGCAAGCUCGUAUUCGAUGGACAGUGGCCCCGGCUAAUGACUUUCCAGCAUGCACUUGGUCCUCUUGGAACGGCUCCGCUGGAGAGCAGCCCGGGACUGCGCAUCUUAUCCCUACGUACUUGCAAGGCAGAUAUUGUGGUUGGUCUUCAGCCAGGCCAACCUGCCUGCAGACGCACGAGACCAGAAUCUAACGAAUUGGAGCCCGCCAUAUCAACUAGCGCCCUGCGUGCAGCGGAUGUGAAAGAGCACAAUCGCCUCAGCCCCAUGUUAGAUGAUGCUAGGCAUGCAAACCACAGGUUUUGGUCGCUGAUGUACUGGUACAACGGUUGUCGUUGCAGCCUCCUGAACAGCAUCGACAUGGGGACGUGGCGCAACGGCUAG